CAAAGGGCAAGAACAAAAGUUACUGUCCCAGGUAUUCAGUGGCAUGUUAUAAUUUCCCAGUCUUCUUGAAAUUUCACUUUAUCUGAGAUUUUAAAAAAAUAUUGAAAAAAAGAGAGGCAAUUUGCAGAGCUGCAGCUCGUGCGUCAGGUAGGCAAAAGUUACCAGCUAACUUAACUGAGACUGUGUUCAUGCAGAUGAGACAUCCUCUUCGCAUCCUCAGGAGUUUAUUUCUUCACAGACCGACAGCAAACCCUCAGAGGCGAGGCGUGUGCGGUGCAGGGAUGCGCCUGGUGCAGUUUCAUCGCCAUGGUGAGGGAGGAGGCAUCAGAGUCGGAGUGGAGCAAGGCGAGGGGCUCAGCGUGGUGGAUCUGAAGGCGUUUGAGCCUUCCAUGCCCUCGACCAUGAGGGAGCUGCUGGAGCUGGGAGACAAAGGUCUGGAGUGUGCACAGAGAGCGCUGUCGUCCGGUCAGUGUGUGGUGGAGCGUUCAGACAUCACGCUGCUGUCUCCUGUGUUGGCUCCGGAGAAGGUGGUGUGUGUGGGGAUGAACUACCGCGACCACUGCCUGGAGCAGAACGCCCCGAUUCCCAAAGAGCCGAUCAUCUUCAGCAAGUUCCCCAGUGCCAUCACGGGACCCUACGAUGACAUCAUUCUGCCCGCAGAGAGCCAGGAGGUGGACUGGGAGGUGGAGUUGGCUUUUGUGAUUGGACGAAGAGGAAAACACAUCAAGGCGGAGGACGCCCUGUCCUAUGUGGCUGGGUUCAGUGUAGCCAAUGACGUGAGCGCGCGUGACUGGCAGAUGAAGCGCAACGGAAAGCAAUGGCUGCUGGGAAAAACAUUCGACAGCUUCUGUCCUCUCGGCCCCGCCUUAGUUACCACAGACGCUGUGCGAGAUCCUCACAACCUGGGCGUUCGCUGCCUGGUUAAUGGAGACACCGUCCAGAGCAGCAACACUGAUCAGAUGAUCUUCAAGACGGAGGCGCUGGUCGCCUGGGUCUCAAAGUUUGUGACAUUAACUCCCGGAGAUGUUUUCCUGACAGGCACCCCUCCAGGUGUGGGUGUGUUCAGGAAGCCGCCCAUCUUUCUCAAGAAAGGCGACGUGGUGGAGUGCCAAAUAGACCAAUUAGGCUCUAUAAUCAACAAAGUGGUCUGAACUCUGAGACAAACUUCUGAAAACAAUCUGAAACAUCCAUAAAUGAAUGUCAGCUGUUAAAUUAAAAUGCUGAAUUACUGUUUUCAAAAACAGUAUAAUUUAGAGUUUGCUGUUUGAUUGCAUGCAAACCAUCUGAUGGUGUAUAAAAAAAGUACAUCUCAUUCCGA
This is a messenger RNA of Scomber scombrus (Atlantic mackerel), 1318 nucleotides long. It is a transcript of the gene fahd2a, whose product is annotated as fumarylacetoacetate hydrolase domain containing 2A. Gene Ontology annotation, molecular function: hydro-lyase activity. The transcript is spliced from 8 exons. The coding region runs from base 189 to 1151 and encodes 320 amino acids. NCBI's taxonomy places the organism in Eukaryota, Metazoa, Chordata, Actinopteri, Scombriformes, Scombridae. The record is from RefSeq and is a predicted model, not a curated record.